AAUACUUGAGUAAGUAGCAGCAGGCAAAGCUGUUAGCUAUAACUGCAAUGUGCAGACGACAGCAGCAGCAGCAGCAGCAGCCACAGCAACAUCAGCAGCAGCAACAUCAACAGCAGCAGCAGCAACAUUUACUCCAUGCUUGAGUGCAAUGCGGCUAGCAACACAAACUGUACAGCCAGCAACAUAGGGCGUACAGCUGGCAAUAUGUGCAAGCAGCAGCAACAACAGCAGCAGCAGCACCAACAGCAACAGCACAAGCAGCAGCAACGUUUGUGACAACAAUAUCAACUGUACCAAAUACAUAUUAAUCUAUAUGUAUAAACAUAUUGAAGACAACAACCCUUGAGACAGCAACAAUAACAACAGCAGCAGCAGCAACAACCACAAGAACAACGACAACAGCGAAUAUUGCUUACGCCUCAAAACUAUCUUAAAAUGUCAAUUCAAAAGCUUAACGACAACGCCAACUCGGGCUAUGUUAGCUCCGAGGAGACAGACUCACUGCUAGUCACAAGUUCAACGAAGAGCGGCAGCAACGGAGGUAGGAGCGCUCUAUUGCGUCAGGUGAAGAGCACCAGCUCGGCAAAUGGACCCACGUCUAAUAACAUGGCUUCCACCUCGGGCUCGAGCACUGCCUGCAGCGGAAGCGGCGGUGGGGGUGGGGGUGGCAAACCGACUUUAAUGCGCCAGGACCGCACAUCGACAUAUCUAACGAGCCCGCAGCAAUCGCAGCAGGGCGGACAGGGAGGGCAGCAGACGCGCAUGGGCUCCGAGGAGAGCAUGCGGCACGGGCACGAUGAGGACAUCGAGCAGGGUCUGCUGCGUACAUCCAUAGUGCCUGAUAUCGAAGUACACGAAGAGGACCAAGAACUAACACAGAACACAUCAACGACCACAACAAUAUCGGCAACAGCCAGCAUGAGCGCUGGCAAUGCACCAACGACCAAACCGACCAUAUCAAUUAUGAAUUUAAGCCUCAAGCCGCACGAUCAGCACCAGCAGCAUGCACAUCAGCAACAUCUGCAGCAGCAGCAGCAGCAACAGCAGCCGGUUGUAACCGGCUCGAGUCAUCCCAAUUUGGGGACCACAUCAUAUCAGAAUCUAGCAUCGAGCAUACCGCCCAGUGCGCCCAGUCGCUGUCGCGCCUGUCGCAACUGCAGUCGUCGCGCCUCGACCACGCCCAUCUCAACAGCAGGCAUUGGCCUGGGCGUCGGCGUCGAUCGCUCAGCAUCGCGUGACAGCGUCAAAAGUGCCUUCCAACAGGGCAACCUGACCAGCUCGAUGGCCAUUUGCAUAUCGAACAACGCACUGCAUCAGCAGCAACAUCAGCAGCAGCAACAGCAGCAGCAGCAACAAUUUCAGCUGCAUCAGCAACAGUUGCAGCUGCAGUUGCAUCAUCAGCAGCAACAACUAUCGGGCUCCGUUUCGCAGGUGCCGCCCGUGCUGAUCACCUCAUCGCCCACCAACGGAUCGCGCAUCAUACGCCAAAGCUCCCAGCCGGAGUCCAGCACCACGGCCAUCUGCUGUGGCACGCACAGCGCCUGCGGUCACUCGCACACCGUGCCCAACGUCUCACUGAAGCAGCUGCGCGAGAGCAGCGGCGACGGCAUCGCCGGCAUUGCCGCCGACUCUCUACGCAUCAACGGCGGCAUGCGGCCCUUCAAGCAGGGCGUUCUUCUAAUGCCUCGCACAUUGUCCGAAAGCCGAAAGUUGCGACUUAGAAGGGCCUUCACUGAGGCUACAAACGAAACGCUACAAUGCUCCAAAAUGCUACGCAAGCCAGCGUCGACACUUUCAAUUCCUGGCUCGAUGAAAACACCUUCCAUUGCAAAUCGGGAACAGAUCUCAUCUGGAUGCAACGAAGAAGCGGCCGAGGCAUUAGUGGGUAUCCACUCAGACUACCCUAGGUAUGAAAUGUAUAUGGAAGAACGUGCGCUUACUGGCGGCAAUACGUCCAGGAAGCCAUCGACAAACUCGGCCAAACACAAACCCAAUGUGGGCUAUCGCCUGGGCAAGAGAAAAGCUUUAUUUGAAAAGCGCAAACGCAUUAGCGACUAUGCGCUCGUCAUGGGUAUGUUCGGCAUCAUCGUGAUGGUGAUUGAAAACGAACUGAGCAGUGCCGGCGUCUACACAAAGGCAUCGUUCUACUCGACAGCGUUAAAAACCUUAAUAUCUGUUUCGACUGUGAUUCUUUUAGGACUUAUAGUAGCUUACCAUGCUUUGGAAGUGCAGGUGAGAUUAUUCAUGAUAGAUAACUGCGCCGACGAUUGGAGGAUCGCAAUGACAUGGCAACGAAUUAGUCAAAUAGGGUUAGAACUUUUUAUAUGCGCUAUACAUCCAAUUCCUGGCGAAUACUAUUUCCAGUGGACGACGAAAUUGGCCAAUAAGAACAAAACAAUUGGCACCGAAAUGGUGCCAUAUGACGUAGCUUUAUCACUACCCAUGUUCCUUCGAUUAUAUUUAAUAUGCCGCGUAAUGCUGCUGCAUUCAAAGCUAUUCACGGACGCAUCAUCACGGAGCAUCGGCGCUCUCAAUAGGAUUAAUUUUAACACAAGAUUUGUUUUAAAAACACUAAUGACAAUAUGUCCGGGAACGGUUCUAUUGGUCUUUAUGGUCUCACUAUGGAUAAUCGCCUCCUGGACACUGCGGCAAUGUGAAAGAUUUCAUGAUGAAGAGCAUGCGAAUCUUUUGAAUGCAAUGUGGCUGAUAGCGAUAACAUUUUUGAGUGUUGGUUUCGGUGAUAUUGUUCCGAAUACGUACUGUGGACGUGGUAUCGCUGUCAGUACAGGAAUAAUGGGCGCUGGCUGUACGGCUUUGCUUGUGGCUGUCGUCUCACGUAAGCUGGAGCUGACCCGUGCCGAAAAGCAUGUGCACAACUUUAUGAUGGACACGCAGUUAACCAAAAGGCUGAAAAAUGCUGCGGCGAAUGUUCUACGUGAAACUUGGCUCAUUUACAAACAUACAAGACUAGUAAAACGGGUUAAUCCCGGCCGUGUAAGAACCCACCAAAGAAAGUUCCUUCUAGCUAUAUAUGCGUUGCGAAAAGUUAAAAUGGAUCAACGCAAACUAAUGGAUAAUGCCAAUACAAUAACCGAUAUGGCCAAGACACAAAACACAGUCUAUGAAAUAAUAUCGGAUAUGUCUAGCCGUCAGGAUGCUAUUGAGGAGCGCCUAACGAAUCUAGAGGACAAAAUGCAAAGUCUACAGGAGCACAUGGAGAGCCUUCCGGAUAUUUUGUCACGCUGCUUGACUCAACAUCAGGAGCGCAUCGAGCAGCGUCGCAAUUUUCUGCAUCCGGAUACAGCAGCCGCUGCCAUACAGCCCAUACAGCAAGCCCCGCCUCAAUCCAUGUUCAAUGCAGCCCCCAUGCUCUUUCCCCACUCUAGAAAUAGCGAAUACAUCGAUAGCGACAUCGAGUUCAUUAGCGAUGCCACCAGCUACAGCGAUAACGACAGCGAUACCGAUGUACACAGACUUCGCUGGCGUUGCUGAAACAUCGAUGACAAUACCGAUACCGACAACAACAACGAUGACGACGACAGGAGUUGCAACGAUUGCCUCAAAGAACACAGAGAAUAAGUUUACUAGGAAAAGAGAACGUGUAUGCAAUAAUAGUAGUAAUAGGAAUAGUUUUAGUAAUACUAGUAAUAGUACUAGUAAUAAUACCAUUAAUAGGAAUAUUAGUAAUUCUACAAGUGUCAUUUCGAAUUCGGCCUUUUUUAAAUAAGCCUCUUCGGAAUGUGAAACAAACAUAACAAAAACAACAACAAGAAAAGUCAAAUGUUAUCAUAUAUACCUAUUGUACAUAUGCAUGUAUGAUAAAUGUGUUUUUUUUUUUCUGAGUUUAGGAAUAUAUAUAUUAAUAGGUCUCAUAAUUGGCAAAUGGCCGUACUAACUAGCAUAGCAUUGAAUGUAUGAACGUAAGCUAAACAUAUACUAUAUAAAUAAAGCCCCUAACUUUAGUUGAUAUUAAAAAAAAAACAAAACAAACAAACAGUACAGUACCAAAUACCAAAUCUAACCUCAAAGGUAAAUCUCUUCUUUUUGUUUAUAUUUUUUUUUUUGGUUUUCUUCUGCCAAGUCCGUCUGUGUGAGAACUAUUUAUAUAAGAGUAAAGCUAUUAGCUCUUAGUUUACUUUCGCACAUUCCCAAACCACAACUCAAAUAUGUGUACAGAUUUUAUUCUGUGCGUGUGUGUAUCUGUAUUGCGAUUGUGUGAUUGGUUAGCUUACUGGUACUUAGUGUUAAGACAAAAAAAAAUAGAUAAAAACACAAUAAAAAAAUAUAAUGU
Messenger RNA from Drosophila busckii, 4291 nucleotides. It is a transcript of the gene SK, whose product is annotated as small conductance calcium-activated potassium channel protein. Gene Ontology annotation, molecular function: small conductance calcium-activated potassium channel activity; calmodulin binding. Gene Ontology annotation, biological process: potassium ion transmembrane transport. The record is from RefSeq and is a predicted model, not a curated record. The transcript has 15 exons. Bases 436 to 3492 code for a protein of 1018 amino acids. Gene Ontology annotation, cellular component: neuronal cell body; neuron projection; plasma membrane. NCBI's taxonomy places the organism in Eukaryota, Metazoa, Arthropoda, Insecta, Diptera, Drosophilidae.